Molecule: messenger RNA, 156 nt
Organism: Racocetra persica
Lineage: Eukaryota; Fungi; Glomeromycota; Glomeromycetes; Diversisporales; Gigasporaceae
Source: the annotation of a GenBank genome assembly
GCACUUGGGUAUAAGAUUGAUGAAAAAAAUCAGCUUGUAUCGAUAGAAGGUGAAGAUCUUUUAGAUUUCUUCUUUAUUAAAACCUACAUAAAGGAUGGUUCAAUGACCAAUUGUGCUAGAAUUGGGCUUUCUGUCGUAAUGUUAAAUCCUAACGAA